Messenger RNA from Pleuronectes platessa (European plaice), 695 nucleotides. RefSeq names its product gamma-aminobutyric acid receptor-associated protein-like 2. Bases 194 to 547 code for a protein of 117 amino acids. The record is from RefSeq and is a predicted model, not a curated record. Gene Ontology annotation, biological process: autophagy of mitochondrion; autophagosome assembly; cellular response to nitrogen starvation. The transcript has 4 exons. NCBI's taxonomy places the organism in Eukaryota, Metazoa, Chordata, Actinopteri, Pleuronectiformes, Pleuronectidae. Gene Ontology annotation, molecular function: ubiquitin protein ligase binding. Gene Ontology annotation, cellular component: autophagosome; cytosol; autophagosome membrane.
GGUCCUGUGGUGACGUCAUCGCUGCUGGUCUGCAGCCUGUUGUUUUGUUUGUUGAGUUCAGCGUCGAUCAGAGAGUUAGGACAGGAAACACGUGAAGGACAGUGAAGAAGUGAAGAAGACCAGAGAUAGAGACAGACACAGAGACACCUGAACCUGUUCGAUCCGCUGCGUCGAGCGAACUCAGCCCGGAAACAUGAAAUGGAUGUUCAAAGAGGAUCACUCCCUGGAACAUCGAUGCAUAGAAUCCGCCAAAAUCCGCAACAAGUACCCUGACCGGGUCCCGGUGAUCGUGGAGAAAGUGUCGGGUUCGCAGAUCGUGGACAUCGACAAGAGGAAGUACCUGGUCCCCUCCGACAUCACGGUGGCUCAGUUCAUGUGGAUCAUCAGGAAACGCAUCCAGCUGCCCUCGGAGAAGGCCAUCUUCCUGUUUGUGGACAAGACGGUGCCCCAGUCCAGCAUCACGAUGGGGCAGCUUUACGAGAAGGAGAAGGACGAGGACGGCUUUUUAUACGUGGCUUACAGCGGCGAGAACACCUUUGGUUUUUAAAUCAAGAGGCCGGAUCACGACCCGCUGACCUGCGGCGCCGCCACAGACACCCGCCCACUUCUAAUCACAGCCCCGACUUGGCCCCUGGAGAUAGCGAGGGAAGCCCCGGAGAGAUUGAGCGACAUGAAGGCAACAGGACGAUGGAGGG